AUGUACGAGUCUUGGAAUAGUACUUACAUACGGAUCUGUAAGUUCUUCGUGAAACUCCUGCCUCUCGAAGGAUGGUUGAUCAUCUGCAUCAUCAUCAUCGUGAAGAACGUCAGAAAAGGCAAUGAUCAAGAAGGAAAAGUUUCAGGAACUAUCGGGAAACCUCCUCGCAUCGACUCAAGGACAAGCAAUAGCCUCCGUGUGGGUGGGGAGGUUCACGUCAAUGUGUACUACUCCGGUUCCGUGCAACUUAACCCUGAUGUACCCUUCAUCGGGAGUCCUUCUCUGGGCAUGGAAUUUGAUGGUGUCGAGGUAGAUUUGCGAACAAGAAUCGACUCCACCACAGGAGAAAUUGCCCUUACAGACUUCCAAAUUCCCAAAUUGAAAUAUUCAGUGCCGAUAUGGACUACACUCUACCUCUCGGCGCUUGCUGCAACGCUGGCUGUGACUUGUCCUCCCCUGGCUGCCAUCCUCUUUGUGAUAUUCCAGAUAUUGUUCUCGGGGGAUAGCCAGCGACUCAUCAGAAGCAAAGUGCAGGAAAAAACAAAGGAACACCUCAAGAGCGCUCUGCAUCACAUAAACCUCCACGAUUAUUUAUGAUACUAGUCUAAAAGCCCGUGCG
Darwinula stevensoni is the source of this 619-nucleotide messenger RNA. Lineage: Eukaryota; Metazoa; Arthropoda; Ostracoda; Podocopida; Darwinulidae. The record is from the annotation of a GenBank genome assembly.